Molecule: messenger RNA, 867 nt
Organism: Plasmopara halstedii
Lineage: Eukaryota; Oomycota; Peronosporomycetes; Peronosporales; Peronosporaceae
Product: f-actin-capping protein subunit
Exons: 5
Coding region: 1-867 (288 amino acids)
Biological process (GO): barbed-end actin filament capping; actin cytoskeleton organization
Cellular component (GO): actin cortical patch; F-actin capping protein complex
Molecular function (GO): actin filament binding
Source: RefSeq, a predicted model, not a curated record
AUGACUGAAGAAUGGGGUUACGAAGAAGCUCCAGACGAUGAGAAGCUCGAGAUUGUGCAGCGGUUUCUUAUGGCUAGUCCACCUGGUCAAAUUAAUGAAGUGCUGCGCGAUGUAGUUAAGCUUGUGCCAGAGCAUGUACUGCCCAAUGAGGUGCUACGGGAUGCAUUACAUACGUAUAAUGUCAAGAAUUGCGUGCCUGUAGAUGUUCCUGAUGCGGACUAUAAGAUUUUGAUCUGUAAGGAAGGAGAAGUGGAUGUCGAUCAUUAUGUAGACCAUAUUGGCCAUCGUGUACUUGGUUUUGAUCAUAUUAAACAACAGAUUGUGCCUGACGAUAUUGCUGAAUUGCCUGAGGAAAGAGUCAGUGAUUUUGAGAAUGAAAGACAAGAAGUUCAAAAGGGUUUGCAAUCGUAUCUUCAGUUUGAAUUCAUGCAUGGAGGAACUGCUGGAGUGUAUAUUGUGGGUACAAAAUUAGUCGUAAACCUCUGUGCGGAGCGAAUUAAUCUUCGUAAUUAUUGGGGCGGACGUUGGAAGUCACGAUGGGAAGUGGAUUUAUCACGGACUCCACUUCUUGUCAAUGGCAAUAUUGAACUUCAUGUUCACUACUUUGAAAAUGGCAAUUUACAGCUUCAAAGUUCCAAAAGUAUUGAACAAGAGAUUACGAGCGAACGUCCUGGUGGGAUUGGCGAUGCCAUUGUGCGCGUUAUGAAAGACGCAGAAGAUAAAUUACAAUUGAAUCUUGAAGAUAUGUACAUUAACAUGUCGGAAGAAACGUUUAAGGAAAUGCGUCGUGUCAUGCCUGUGACGCAAACAAAAAUGGAGUGGAAUUUGCAUGCACAUCGCACGGCUAAAGAUCUCGGACGCAAAUAA